UUUUAAAAUGUCAAAAGAAGACGCCAAGGCGAUCCCUGUAAGGGUGGCUCUCCGGUGCCGCCCUCUUGUCCCCAAAGAAACGGAGGAGGGUUGCCAGAUGUGUUUGUCUUUUGUCCGUGGACAACCUCAGGUAAUUUGGGGUAACGACAAACCUUUUACCUACGACUAUGUGUUUGACCCUUUUACUGAGCAGGAGGAAGUAUUCAAUACCUGCAUUGCUCCCCUUGUGAAAGGCAUUUUUAAAGGUUACAAUUCCACAGUUCUGGCCUACGGGCAGACGGGGUCUGGGAAGACCUAUUCUAUGGGAGGGGCCUACACAGAGGACCAAGGGAAUGACCCCACUGUUGGAGCCAUCCCCCGAGUGAUCAAACUGCUCUUUGGCGAAAUGGAACGGAGCGUGGACUGGCAGUUUUCCCUGAAAGUCUCCUAUUUAGAGGUCUACAACGAAGACAUCUUGGACCUCUUGGCCCCGCCCAGAGAACGUUCAGCUCAGAUCAGCAUACGUGAAGACCCCAAGAAAGGCAUAAAGAUUGUGGGAUUGACCGAACACGUGGUGACCAGUGCUAAAGAGACGGUCGUCUGCCUGGAACAGGGGAACAAUUCUCGGACGGUGGCUGCCACACCAAUGAACACGCAGUCGUCCAGGUCCCACGCCAUCUUCACCAUUUUAAUAGAACAGAGAAGCAAGCAGGACGUGAAUCUCAGCUUCAAUUCCAAGCUGCACCUCGUGGACUUGGCAGGUUCAGAAGGACAAAAGAAGACCAAAGCAGAAGGAGAGCGGCUGAAAGAAGGAAUUAAUAUCAACAGAGGACUCCUCUCCCUGGGAAAUGUCAUCAGUGCUCUCGGGGAUGAAUGUAAGCACAUCCCUUACAGGGACUCGAAGCUCACACGCCUCUUGCAAGAUUCCUUGGGGGGCAACAGCCACACUCUGCUGAUCGCCUGCGUGAGCCCGGCGGAUUCCAACACGGAAGAGACUCUGAACACGCUUCGCUACGCCGACAGGGCCAGGAAAAUAAAGAACAGACCUAUAGUGAACGUUGACCCCAAGGCAGCAGAGAUCGACCAGUUAAGACUGCAGGUUCAACAGCUCCAGGUCUUACUCCUGCAGGCUCAUGGUGGAACGCUGCCAGUGUCUAUUGGCGGAGACCCCUCAGAAAACCUGCAGUCCCUGAUGGAAAAAAACCAGGCCCUGGCGGAGGAGAACGAGAAACUGAGCUGUGGCUUGAGUGAGGCCUCUGGUCAGAUCGCCCAGAUGCGCGAGAGGAUAAUUAUACUGGAGCAGCAGCUCGAGAAGACCAGUGCUAAGAUGGAGGAGCUCCGGCAGCACGAAGCGCUGAACCUGGAUCUACAGAAAACACUCGAGACGCUGGAGGACGAUGAGCUAAAACAUCAAGUGACGUCGUUCUGCAGCCUGCAGCAAACGAUUGCCCGGCUACAGUCUGCAGAAGCUGACCUCAGCGAUCAGAGCUCCUCAGAGAAAGACGCCACCCGUCACGCUCUGCACCAGGCUCAGAUGUCCAAAGAACUGCUCGAGCUCAACAAGUCCCUGGCUCUGAAGGAAGCCUUGGCGAAGGAGAAGACGCAGAACGACAGCCAGUGCCAGUUCCAGCUGGUCUCCUCCAGAGUGGAGGGCGGGAAGUUGGAGAACUGGCUCCAGCAGAGCAAAGCCACCUGUUCUGACCUCCACAAGAAGCUGCUGGAAGAGCGGAAGGUGGCGGCUGAAAUUGAAGCGGCGCACGAGAGCCAGAUGGUCCUGGUGGAGCAGCAGCAUCAAGAGAAGGUUCUGUCCCUGCUCAGCCAGAUACAACAGAAAGAAGAAGCGGAGAAGAAGCUGGAGACCUCCGUUUCAGAACAAGAGCAGCAGCUUCUAGAACGCCUCAAAUUCCAGGAUGAGGAGCUGGCAAAAAUGAGGGAAGUCUUUGAGAAGAACCAGGAGCUCUGCAAAGAGCUGGAAGCCGCCAAGCAGAAACUGAGGAUUCUCCAAGCUGCCAGCGGCCAGAAAAUCUGCAAUAUUCUGCCAACAGUUGCAGAAGCACCUGAGUCUCCUUCCGAUUACAUUCCACGCAAGGUUUUGAAGCCCUUCCCCCCAGAGCCACUUGAUACCACCUCCUACUUCGCUCUGGGAAACCUGGACGCUGAGAUCCGACUGCCGGGGGGUGAAGAAAAGGCGGAAGCUGCUCCUGAGCAGCGCCAGUAACUAUUUUGCCGGCUGCACCCCGGUUAAAGAGGACUUGCACGGCGGGGAAGAGGGACCA
This is a messenger RNA of Sphaerodactylus townsendi, 2255 nucleotides long. RefSeq names its product chromosome-associated kinesin KIF4A-like. The record is from RefSeq and is a predicted model, not a curated record. Bases 8 to 2197 code for a protein of 729 amino acids. Gene Ontology annotation, biological process: microtubule-based movement; mitotic spindle organization. The transcript is spliced from 18 exons. Gene Ontology annotation, molecular function: microtubule binding; ATP binding; microtubule motor activity. NCBI's taxonomy places the organism in Eukaryota, Metazoa, Chordata, Lepidosauria, Squamata, Sphaerodactylidae.